Hypomesus transpacificus is the source of this 3788-nucleotide messenger RNA. It is a transcript of the gene aebp1b, whose product is annotated as AE binding protein 1b. Lineage: Eukaryota; Metazoa; Chordata; Actinopteri; Osmeriformes; Osmeridae. Gene Ontology annotation, biological process: negative regulation of transcription by RNA polymerase II; proteolysis. The record is from RefSeq and is a predicted model, not a curated record. The annotation marks the transcript as partial. Gene Ontology annotation, molecular function: zinc ion binding; metallocarboxypeptidase activity; RNA polymerase II transcription regulatory region sequence-specific DNA binding. The transcript is spliced from 21 exons.
ACUACCACCACCACCCCUGUCCCCACCACAGAGCCAGUGAUUCCGACUGAACCGCCCACAGAGCCUGAGGCUUACCCAGAUUACCCCUUCCCAGAUGAAGGGGACGACUACUGGAAGCCUGAGGAGGGGACGGAGGAGACCGAUGCCCCGGUCACAGACCCCUACGACGACUACUGGAAGCCUGAGGAGGGGACGGAGGAGACCGAUGCCCCGGUCACAGACCCCUACGACGACUACUGGAAGCCUGAGGAGGGGGUGGAGGAGACUGACGCCCCGGUCACAGACCCCUACGACGACUACUGGAGAGGAGAGGAGACCACAGUCUUCCCCACAGUGGUGGACGGGAAGGUGAAGAUUGACGACGGAGACUACUGGGACGCCACAUUCGAGGCUCCUGAGCAGCUUCCCUUCCCGGAGGGGGAGGAGGUGAGCCCCACAGACAAGGAAGACUUCACCAUCACAGAGCUGCCCUCUGCUGAGCCUCCUUUUGAACGUAACUGGUAUGAUGAGUAUGACUAUGGACGACCAAACAAGGAGGACGAAAAGAAAGAGCGAGAGAGACUUGAGAAGGAGAGAGAGAGAGAGGAGCAGGAGAGAGCGCAGAGAAGGAGAGAGCAGGAGGAGAGAGCCAAGAAGAGACCGCGCAUCUUUAAAGAGCCAAAGAAAUGUCCUCCUCUAGGGAUGGAGUCUCACAAGGUUGAGGCAGACCAGCUCCUGUCCUCUUCCAUGUCUCAGUACCGCUUCUCCACACACAGGGCCCGACUCAACAUGCAGGGUUCUGAGGAUGAGGACGACAUGAGGGGCGGGGCCUGGUGUGCAAACCCCGAGGAUAAGAUCCACUGGUUUGAGAUUGACGCUCGGAGAGCCACGGAGUUCACCGGGGUCAUCACCCAGGGAAGAGACUCCGGCAACGAGACAGACUUUGUGACAUCGUACUUCGUAGCCUUCAGUAAUGACAGCAGGGAGUGGAUCACCAUCCAUGACGGCUACUCUGACUGGUUGUUCUUUGGGAACAGUGACCAGCACACUCCGGUGCUGAACCAGUUUGCUAUGCCCAUGUUGGCGCGCUACAUCAGGGUGAUCCCACAGAGCUGGAAUGGCAGUCUGUGCAUGAGACUGGAGGUCCUGGGCUGCUCUGUGCCUGAUCCAGAUGCCGUCCACUACAGACAGAAUGAAGUGACCCCGGUAGACUACCUGGACUUCAAACACCACAACUACUCUGCCAUGGUUACGCUGAUGAAGUCUGUGGGGGAUGAGUGUCCCAACAUCACCAGUGUGUACAGUCUGGGCCUCAGCUCUGAGGGACGGGACAUCCUGGCCAUGGUCCUGUCUGACAAGCCCACAGAGCAUGAGACAGGUGAGCCGGAGUUCCGCUUCACGGCGGGUCUCCACGGUAACGAGGCUGUGGGUCGGGAGAUGGUUCUGCUUCUGAUGCAGUACCUGUGUAAGGAGUACAAAGACGGAAACCCGCGAGUGCGCCGCCUGGUGGAGGGAAUACGCAUACACCUGGUGCCCUCGCUAAACCCUGAUGGACAGGAGAAGGCCCUCCUUGCAGGUUCAGAGCUGAGUGGAUGGACCACCGGCCACUGGACCGCGGAUGGACACGACAUCUUCCAGAACUUUCCAGACCUGAACAGUGUGUUGUGGGAGGCCGAGGACCGGGGCAUGGUGCCCAAGAUCACCCCCAACCACCACGUCCCCAUCUCUGGAGACCUGGAGAGGAACAGUUCGAUCUCCGUGGAGACGCGACACAUCAUCUCGUGGAUGGAAAGCAUCCCGUUCGUGCUGGGCGCCAACCUGCAGGGCGGAGAGAAAGUCGUGGCUUAUCCCUACGACAACAUGCGCCUGGCCAAGAAAGCUGACAGCCACGACCAGAGGACACACAGCCGCAAGAAGAGACAAUACGAGGAGGAAGGAUACGACGUGACGGAGUGGGGGCGGGGCUACCAGGAGGAGCCUGAUUGGAGGGACCGGGGACACAGGGAGGAGCCCGAGGAGGAUUGGAGAAUACAGGGACACGGGCACGAGAGCUACGGGCACGAGAGCCACGGGGGUGAAGGGUACGACCACAGAGGUUAUGAGCACGGAGGGUAUGAACGUGAAGGUUACGAGCAUGGCGGGUACGAGCAUGGGGGCCACGAGGGCUACGGGCAGAGGGAGGAGGAGGAGGAUGACAGAGGGCGAGGGGGCUACCGGGACUCGGAGCCGGAGGACGAGCCCAGAGCUACGGCGGACGCCUCCCUGUUCAGGUGGCUGGCCAUCUCCUACGCCUCCACCCACCUGAGCAUGACGCGCUCCCACCACGGCGGCUGCCACGGCAACGACGUCACCGGAGGGCAGGGGAUCGUCAACCGGGCCAGGUGGAAACCCGUCGCAGGAAGCAUGAAUGACUUCAGCUACCUGCACACCAACUGUUUUGAGCUGUCCAUGUUCCUGGGCUGUGACAAGUUCCCUCACCAGACUGAGCUGCUGUCAGAAUGGGAGAAUAACAGGGAGGCCAUGCUCAUCUUCAUGGAACAGGUGCAUCGUGGGAUACGGGGCAUAGUCAAGGACCAGGAAGGAAACGCCCUCGGCAACGCCACUGUCUCCGUGGAGGGGGUUAGCCAUGAUGUCACCACAGGAGUCUCAGGGGACUACUGGCGCCUGCUGAACCCAGGGGAGUAUCGAGUGACGGUGCGGGCUGAAGGCUUCUCCCCCCUCACCAAGCUGUGCGUGGUGGGCUACGAGCCUGGAGCUACCGCCUGCAGCUUCACCCUGGCCAAGUCCAACUGGGACCGCAUCAAACAGAUCAUGGCCCUGCAUGGCAACAAACCCAUCCGCCUGCUCAGCCACGGCAACGGCGGCUCACGCCGGAAUACAGAAGUCGGCGGCAACAGGCGCCCUGCCUUCGGCAACGGAGGCGUCGCCGUGGAUCCCGAGAUGCGGCGCAUGCGUCUGAGGAAGCUGCGGCUCGCCCGGCUACGCCGCCUACGGCAGGAGAGACUGAUGAGGGCCACGACCACGUCGCCCCCGACAACCACGACGGUCGCCACGACGACAGAGAGCACCACUGCCUGGUACGACUUCCCGUGGGACAAGUCGACGUCGGAAGGGUUCACCGACUCCAUCCUGGAUUACAACUACGAGAUUAAGGUUGAUGAUUACUGAGGAAAACCAAGGGACUGGUCCAGCUAUUACACACACACACACACACACAGUAACACAGUUAUCACUUCCCGUUUGUUCCAGUAGUCUGUUCUGUUAACACACACACACCUGUCCCUUCUCCUUCUCAUAGGUCCUCUCAGUCUGUCCCAGAUGUGUUGAUACGGAGAAGGUUCCAGAAGGGGGUGGAGUCCCCCUGAGGGGGCAGGGAGGAGGGUAAUGAUCUGGGACAGGAAGGGGAGGGGCUAUAGUGUGGGACAGGAAGGGGAGGGGUCAUAGCAUUAAACUAGUGGUCUUCAGGACUGUCCUGACAGCUGUCCUGCUCUAAGUGAAUGUAUUUCAGACAGGUUCUGGUAAUGUUGAUACGCUGGUUGCAUUGGAGAUACGCCAGUUGCCAUGUAGAAACUGUGUCUUUCUGUCUUUCACACGACACAAAACAGCAGCAAACAUUGGAUCUUAUAAAAGAGUUGAUUUACUUACAUUUCUUUCAUCCAACAACACAACAUUGAUUUACAGAUGCGGAGACACAGAGAAUUUUUCCUGAAGGAUGAGGAAACUGACAUUCUUUAGUGUGGUUCUACAAUAAAGCUCAAAAUCAGAAGACAUGUUAUUUUGUUUAAGUAAUAAAGGUUUGUUUAAGUACA